Molecule: messenger RNA, 4080 nt
Organism: Knipowitschia caucasica
Lineage: Eukaryota; Metazoa; Chordata; Actinopteri; Gobiiformes; Gobiidae
Source: the annotation of a GenBank genome assembly
AUGUCUUCUCCCAAACCUGACACUCUGCUCUUCUUCGUCAACGGAAAGAAGGUGGAAGAGAGGAAUGCUGAUCCCGAGACCAUGCUGCUGUUCUACCUCCGAGACAAAUUGCGUCUGACCGGGUCCAAGUCCGGCUGUGGAGGAGGGGCCUGCGGGGCCUGCACUGUCAUGGUGUCCCGCUACCAGCCGCGCACCAGAACCAUCCUUCACUUCUCUGCCACAGCGUGUCUCGUGCCCAUCGUGCAGCUCCAUGGAGCAGCAGUCACCACCGUGGAGGGCAUCGGCAGCACCAAGACACGACUCCACCCUGUGCAGGAGAGAAUAGCUAAAGCUAACGGCUCUCAGUGUGGCUUCUGCACUCCUGGGAUGGUCAUGUCCAUGUACACUCUGCUGAGGAACAAGCCCCAGCCCAGUUUGGAGGACGUCAGGGAGGCUCUGUCUGGUAAUCUGUGCCGCUGCACCGGGUACAGACCCAUUGUUGACGGCUACAGGACUUUCUGUCAGGAGGCCAACUGUUGUCAGGGCAACGGAGUCUGUCGUCAGGGCAACGGAGACUGUUGUCAGGGCAACGGAGACUGUAGUCUGGACGACGGAGACUGUCGUCGGGACAACGGAGAUUGUUGUCAGAGCAACAGAGACGGAGCUGAGCCUAACUUUCUUCAGGAAAAACCACAGCUGUUUGAAAAAGAAGACUUUCAGCCUCUGGACCCCACUCAGGAGUUCAUCUUUCCCCCAGAACUCAUCCUGAUGGGGGACAGGGACAGUGUCCCAAAGACACUGUCCUUCUGUGGGGAGAGGACGAGGCUGCUGUGCCCUGGUUCUCUGGAGGAGCUGCUGGAGCUCAAGGCUAAGCACCCUGAGGCCCCUCUGCUGAUGGGGAACACACACCUGGGGCCCAGUAUGAAGUUUAAAGGUGUCCUCCACACACUGAUGAUCUCUCCAAUCAGAGUUCAGGAGCUGUUUGAGGUCACACACACUUCAGAGGGUGUGUGGGUGGGAGCCGGCUGCUCUCUGUCGGAGCUCUUAACUCUUCUACAGAAGAUCAUCUGUGAGAGUGGUGCUGAGCGCUCAGAGCUGUUCAGAGCCCUCACCAAACAGCUCAAGAACCUGGGCAGUCAGCAGGUCCGCAACCAGGCUUCUCUCGGAGGUCACAUCAUGAGUGCUUUUCCAAACUCAGACCUGAACCCAGUUCUCGCUGCAGGAAACUGUAAAGUGUCUGUGGCUUCUAGCUCCGACAGACGGGAGCUGCCCCUGAACCAGGACUUCUUUGUGAGUUUUGGAAAGACCCUGGUGAGACCGGAGGAGGUCGUGCUGUCUGUCUUCAUCCCCUUCACCUCAAAGGGGGAGCUGGUGAGUGCUCUCCGUCACGCUCCUCGUAAAGAGAGUGCCUUCUCCACUGUGACGUGUGGCAUGCGGGUGCUGUUCUGUGAGGGCUCCUCUGUGGUCCGUGACAUCAGCCUGUACUAUGGAGGAGUGGGACCGACCACAGUCAAAGCUGCUCAGACCUGUCGAGCUCUCAUCAACAAAGAGUGGAGCGAGUCUGUUCUGUCCCGGGCCUAUGACGUCCUGUUGGAGGAGCUGGAGCUGCCCCCAUCUGCUCCGGGGGGGAAGGUGCAGUUCAGAAGAGUCCUGACCCUCACUUUGUUCUUCAAGUUUCACCUGGAGCUCCUGCACAAGCUCAAACACAUGGGUUGGAUCAGUGGAGAGGUUCCUCAGAGGCUCCUCCCUCUGCCCUCAUACAUCCAGCCCAGUGUGCAGCACUUUCAGACCGUGUCCGACUCUCAGAAGUCCCAUGAUGCCGUGGGGCGGCCUAUCAUGCACAAGGCGGCUCUGAGCCAGGCCACAGGAGAGGCGGUGUACUGCGAUGACCUGCCGUCACCACCAGGGGAGCUCCACCUGGCUCUGGUCACCAGCUCCAGAGCAUACGCCAACAUCAAACAGCUGGAUGUGUCUGCUGCUCUGCAGAUGCCUGGUGUGGUGGACGUGAUCACAGCUGAAGAUAUUCCAGGGAAGAAAGUGCGAACAGACUUUGGCUACGAUGAAGACAUACUGGCCCAGAACCAAGUGCUGUGUGUCGGGCAGAUGGUGUGUGCUGUGGUGGCAGAUACUAAAGCUCACGCUAAAAGAGGAGCAGCCGUUGUGAGAGUCCAGUAUGAAGACCUGCCUGACCCCAUCUUCACCAUCGAGGAGGCCAUAGAGAGAGCGUCUUUUUACGAGCCUCGGAGGAGCCUUGAACGAGGGAAUGUGACUGAAGCCUUCAGAAGCGUGGAUCACAUUUAUGAAGGGGGCAUCCGUCUGGGGGGGCAGGAGCACUUCUACAUGGAGACCCAGAGCACCCUGGUGGUCCCAUUGGGGGAGGAGCAGGAGUUCCACCUCUACGUGUCCACACAGUGGCCCACAAGCACACAGGUGGCAGUCGCAGAGACUCUGUCCAUCCCGUCCAACAGAGUGGUGUGUCAUGUGAAGAGGCUGGGAGGAGCCUUUGGGGGAAAAGUCACCAAAACUGCCAUCCUCACGUCCAUCGCGGCUGUGGCAGCCUGGAAAACAAACCGAGCGGUCCGCUGUGUGCUGGAGCGUGGAGAUGACAUGCUGAUCACAGGAGGGCGCCACCCGGUGGUGGCCAAGUACAAGGUUGGAUUCAUGAAUGACGGCAGAAUCAUUGCUGCUGAUCUGGAGUAUUUUGCCAACGCUGGUUUUUCUGUGGAUGAAUCUUUAACGGUCGUAGAGAAGAUGAUUGUGCAAAUGGACAACGCCUACAACAUCCCUCACCUGCGCGGCUCCGGAGCUGCCUGUCGCACCAACCUCCGCUCCAACACGGCCUUCAGAGGCUUUGGCGUGCCCCAGAGCUGCAUGGUCAUGGAGAACAUGGUGACUGAUGUUGCCAUGGCGCUGGCCAUGCCCGCAGACAAGGUGCGUGAGCUGAACAUGUACAGAGGCCCCUCCCUCACUUACCACAAGAUGGAGUUCAACGCUGAGAACCUGCAUCUCUGUUGGGACGAGUGCAAGAGGAGGAGUGACUUUGAGGCCCGCCGUCGCGCUGUGGAACUAUUCAAUAAACAAAACCAGUGGAAGAAAAGGGGCGUGGCCAUCGUACCCAUCAGAUACGGCAUCGCCUUUUCAGAGGGAUUUCUGAACCAGGCGGCGUCUCUGGUCCACAUCUACAGCGACGGCUCGGUGCUGGUGGCUCACGCUGGGACAGAGAUGGGACAGGGCAUACACACUAAAAUGCAGCAGGUGGCCAGUCGGGAGCUGCACAUUCCCAUCUCUAAGAUCUACAUCAGUGAGACCAGCACCAGCUCCGUCCCCAACACCUGUCCCUCCGCUGCGUCCUUUGGCACCGACGCCAACGGAAUGGCUGUGAAGGACGCCUGUCAGAUCCUGUAUCAGAGACUUAGGCCUGUCAUGCAGAAGAACCCUGAAGGAUCAUGGGAAAGUUGGGUGAAGGCGGCCUUCUUUGAUAAGAUCAGCCUGUCUGCCACUGGAUACUACAGAGGGCCGGACACAUACAUGGACUGGGAGCAGAUGGAGGGGAGGCCGUACUCCUACUUCACAUACGGAGUCUGCUUCAGUGAAGUGGAGCUGGACUGUCUGACCGGGGACUACAGAACGCUGAGGACAGAUAUCGUGAUGGACAUCGGCAGAAGCAUCAACCCCUCUGUGGACAUCGGACAGAUCGAGGGAGCGUUCAUGCAGGGCCUGGGCUUGUACACUUUGGAGGAGCUGAAGUUUGGUCCUUCUGGGCUCCUGUACACUCGAGGACCAUCUCAGUACAAGAUCCCUGCGCUGUGUGACAUGCCUUUGUCCUUUAACGUCUACCUGCUGCCGGACUCUGACAACCCCCACGCCAUCUACUCCUCUAAGGGCAUCGGAGAGCCAGCCGUGUUCUUGGGAAGUGCCGUGUUCUUUGCCAUUAAAGACGCCGUGUCCGCAGCGCGCUCAGACUCAGGUCUGUCCGGUCCCUUCUCUCUGGACAGUCCGGCCACAGCGGAGCGCGCCUGCCUGGCUGCUGCCUCCACAUUCACCCACAAGGUCCCAGUCUGUGAACCAGGAUCCUUCAAACCCUGGGCCUUGGAAAUCUGA